Molecule: messenger RNA, 354 nt
Organism: Lycium ferocissimum
Lineage: Eukaryota; Viridiplantae; Streptophyta; Magnoliopsida; Solanales; Solanaceae
Exons: 2
Coding region: 1-354 (117 amino acids)
Source: RefSeq, a predicted model, not a curated record
AUGGCAAAUCAAGGAGAACAAGAAACGCAAACUCUGGGAGAGACAACUGAAAUGCUGAGAGAUAAGGGCAUACCCCAAGAGAAAUAUCAUGGGAAUGUCCCAGAAGAAGUAAGGGAAUUGGUGCUAAACUAUAUACCCUUAGAGAAGAGGCCUGUGACGCCGAGAGAAGGGACUCCCGAAGGAGUGAAUGAAAAUCACGGAGCCAAAUCAAACCCGUGGGUGAUGGAAUCAGACCCACAAAAAGAGUGGGAGCCUCAACAGGAAGCCUCCGAACCCAUUGAGGAGGAAGAACCCAUAGAGGAAGAAGAACCAGAAGAGGAAGAAGAAGAGCCCCAAGAUAUGGAGGGAGAAUAA